AUAAGAAUAUAAAUUAAUUCGAAAUGCAAACUCCUUCGAGGAGAAAUAUAGAGAAAAUAAGGAGUAAAGAUAAGGUCAAAACGGAUGGAUCAGUAACAUCACGUAAAUGUGAAGACGAGAAACCUAAAAAGUUAAUAACAACUCCUAGAAAUUAUUUACAAAAUACAUCCACAUCUGAUAUUUAUGGUAAAAAGAAAGGCGAUGUUUCUCAAGCACCGAAAAAAGCUUUUUCAACAACGUUAAAUACCGCUAAAAAUAUGUCGCCGAUGAAAGAUUAUUUGAAAUCUAAUUCAACAGUUAGCGUGCGUAAAACAUCAACAAAGAUGGCGGCCGAAAAAAAAGUUGAGACAAAAGUAAAUUUACAUUCAGCCAGAACGCCGCGUAUAGUAAAAGCUCAAGCACCAGCUAAUGUUACUGUCAAUUCACCAAUUUUAAAAAGAUCCGUGGAAUUAAAAAAAGAAAAAUCGAAUUUAAGCAUCGGUAGAUCUAAGAAUAUAAAUAAUAAACACAUUAAGGUUGAUGAAAAAUCCAAUAUGGCGGAUAUAUUUUUGAGACAGCGAUCGAAAACAAGAACGUUAGAUGAAAAUGAGGUAAAGGUUUUAAAAGCUGAUGUGGACAAUAACGCGGAAAUGCAAAAUUUGGCAAAAAGGCUUAACGCGAAACCGAAAGCUUUUUUUGUAGACUUGAACGGUGAAGAGGCAAAGGUAGAUAAAGAAAAAUCCAGUGAAGAUGAAGUAAGUUAUGAAGAUGAUUUCGAAAGUUACGAAUCAGAUUUCGAUUCGUAUCAAAGCGAAUCUCAAAGUGACGGAAAUUCUUCUAAUAAUCAAAACUCUGAAACAGAGGAAACUGAUAUUAAUUUAACAACAAAAGACGAAAUUAAUAUUAAAGAGAACGAAGAAAAGAUGCUAGAUUCAGGUAAUUUUGAUCUUCGAGACCCUCAGAGAUCAGCACAGAAGAUAACUCCACUUGAUUUUAUCCACGAAGUUACAGAGGAUUUUGAUAAAAGAAUAUCUUUGACAGAUGAAGGUUUCCAGGACAUGUCAACUUCUAGUGGCUUUAGUAUGAAGACUGUCCAUGUUGAUGUCUUAGAAAGACCUAUAUUUAUAGACUUUGCAGCAUCAAAAAUAAAAAGAAAAAAACGUCGCGUAUUUCAACAGCUUGAACAAAGAGCGAAAGAUAUUUUAAGUAUGGUAACACUACACGAAAUGACGUACACUUUGUUUGAAAUGCAACCGAUACCGUAUGAUUUGUAUAUGGCAACAUUUGGUGGUAGAAACUCCAUGCAGGUCGCUGUACAGACAUUUGACGAUGGUGUCUCUCAAGAUGUGCAAACUGAAGAUAUAUUAUAUGAAAGUAAAUGGACACAACAUCCAAUAGAGUUUUCAAAACAUAUUUUAAAAGAAAAAAUACAACUAAGUACAAAUAAUGAUUUUAUUAGUAAAUUAUUUUAUAAAAAAGACGAUAAAACAGAAAAAUACGAUAAAGAAACUUAUAAUAAUAAUCAAUUAAGGAUAUUCUUAGAACAAAAAGAUGGAGUCGGUUCAUAUGAAAUUCUACCACACGAUAUAUAUAAAAGUAAAUUAAAGAAUUGUAAUUUCAAUGUAAAUAGAUUGCAGAAGUUUUUAAAGAAAACGGAAAGUCGUAUUAGUAAUAUUUUAAGUUUAAAUGCUGGCAACACUGAUAUAUUUAAUUUGACAAAGAGCACGAAAUUUCCUUUCAGCACAGGUUAUAUUACUAUUAAUAGUCAAAAUAAUACAUUUUAUAAAGAUUUGAAAGUCAUAAACGUAAUAUUUUCGGCAAAUAAAAGUAAUCUACUUGUAACGGUACAUGAAAAAUCUAAUAAAGAUUUACAGAAAUGUGUUCUCUGUUUGUGGGAUUUAUCUGGUGUUUUAAAGGAGCCAAUUAAAGUACUGAUAGCUCCAGAUAACGUUACAAUUGGUCAAUUCCGAGGAGGUACGGAGGGAAUAAUCGUCGCUGCGUUGGAGGAUGGAUCAAUUCACUUGUGGGAUCUAUCCGAAAAAGCUACUUGGAUAAAUACCAGUGAUGAAAAAACUACCAAUUCGGUAGAAAUUGUUACCGAUCGUAUGACACAAACUGAAAUUGACAGAGAAUGGAAUUUAAAGAACAGUACAAUAAAUAAUAAAAAGAUAACGUCACGUCCAAUGCAAAUAAGUUCUUACACUAGUAGUGGAGUUAAUAUAAUUGAGAAAGAUAUAAACGAUUUUAUCGUUGCUUUGGAGUUUAUUGGGGAAUCUUUGAUCACCAGUCAGGAUGAAGGCCGAAAAAUUAUAGCCCAGAUUUGUUCAUUGCAACGUAACGGUAUAUUAACAAUAUACUCAAUAAUUCAAGAAAGUACUAGAAAGAAGUCCAAUGACAUUGGUAAAACUUUUUGGUCAAAAAUGGCGUUAGAUAAAGUUCAAACAAUAAAUCUGAUAGAUUAUUUAGAUGUGAUAAAUAUCGAAGUGCAGAAUAUAAAUAAAAUAUUUAAUAUAAACGCUGCGAAACGUAGACUAUGCGAUAAGAGGUUAGAAAAUUUGACAUUAAGUUCCCGCCAAUUUGAUAGUGUUGCCAGUGAUGGUAAAAAAAUAAAAAAAUAUAUGUCAAAUAUAUGGGAAAAAGGAAUUGUGUGUUUUGAUAUGAAAAUAAUAAAAAUAAACGAUACUGAUAACUUUUUAAUAGCUAAAAAUUGUGGUGAAGUUUUACGUUGUAUAAGAUAUAGUGGGAUUUUUAAAGUUUUUAGGUUAUGUGUUGCCAAUGAUACAUGUUCCAUAACAUGUUUAGAAACAUCUCAGAAUGGUUUACCAGUAAUUCUAGCGGCGACAGACUCUGGGACUGUUAAUUUAUGUUCUAUAAAAGAUUUUAGAGUUCUCUUGACAUUGGAUUCCUGUAAUAUUACUUCUAAUUCAUCGGAAAAAUAUAAUACAGAUUCCAAAGGUCGAUAUAUUAGCAGUGUUCAAACGGAUAUAUCAAAUUUGAAUCUUAUUGGAAAGAAAAGAAAGAUGGCCAUAAAAUCUUUAAUAUGGCCACGUAGUAAUCCUUUUGAUAUUAUUGCUUUAUUAUAUGAUGGUACUCUGACCGCGUGGAGACUUACCAGCAGUGAUAUAACUUCAAGAAGAAUCACUGAAGCCAGUUUUAUUAAUACCAAUGGAAAUUCUAUGGCUUUAGUAAGGAAAAACGAAGUUCAAAUCUACAGAAUAACUAGUGAGAAACAUGAAGACAAUUUGCAACUUUUUAAAAGAUAUCUCGCACAUUUAUAAAAAUUUUAUUCUAA
Papilio xuthus (Asian swallowtail) is the source of this 3271-nucleotide messenger RNA. RefSeq lists its product as uncharacterized. Lineage: Eukaryota; Metazoa; Arthropoda; Insecta; Lepidoptera; Papilionidae. The transcript has 11 exons. Gene Ontology annotation, molecular function: dynein heavy chain binding; dynein light chain binding. Gene Ontology annotation, biological process: intraciliary transport. The record is from RefSeq and is a predicted model, not a curated record. The coding region runs from base 24 to 3257 and encodes 1077 amino acids. Gene Ontology annotation, cellular component: cytoplasmic dynein complex.